UUCCUCGGGUUGAUACAACUUGCAGUUAGAUGCUCUCAGGCAACUCGAUUUAGUGUCUGGUGUGCAGGAGUUUCCCUUAAAUGUUAGAGUAACCUAAUCCACCUACAGGAGCUGGGAGGUUGGUGUAUAAGGACUGGGAGCUAACUGGAUUAGAAAGCCAUCAGUGAUACUGCAGGGAGGACAUCCUUGACCUCAGGCCUCUGCCUUUAGGUUGGGGCCACUACGACCGACCGGCAAGCUCAUCCAGGUGUAGACAGAGGCUGGUGGCUCCUGGCCAGCUCAGAGUGUUUCCUUUUGCUUGGUAACCAGGAGGAGUGGCUGAGGAAGGACAUGGAGCGGAGCAACACAGCUAAAAAGCGCCCGCUCUGGAUCCCGCCGGCUCCCCCAGACUGAAGAGGUCUGGAUCCGGAGGAAUCCCCAGUAAGAACGGCAGCCACCCGGGGGACCCACCAUGUACGCGUACAGCUGGCUGUCGCCCAGGGAGGGCAUCUGGCCGCCGCAGCCGUUCACCUGCGCCUACCUGGCUGCCCCUCUGCUCCUGCCCCCCAUCCAGGCCCAUAGUUUCCGCAGCCGGCCCGGGAGCCUGCACACGGGCGAGUGGGCAGCCCCGCGAGAAUACCACCGCUUCUACGACCCCGCCGCGCCGCCCGAGACUGCACAGCCCUGGUGGGCCUGCCCUCCGGCCUACGCCGCGGCCCUGCGCCCCCGCUGCCCCGCAGCCAGAAUCUCGGGACUGUCGCUACAGGCGCCAGCGGCUGCGGCGGAAAGCUGGACGCCGUGGCCCGAGGGCGGCAGCCUACAAACCGAGCUACGCUGGGGACGCGUAGAGCGCGCGCGAGGCCCGCCUCUGCAGCUGCCCGACUUCGUGCGCCGGGAGCUGCGGCGCGCGUAUGGCACCUACCCCCGCGCCGACGUGCGCGUCACCCAGCGCCGCGGCCAGUUCCUGCUUCAGGCGACUCCGCGCGUGCGCGAGCCCGAACGCCGCGUGGAGUGGUGCGUGCGGCGCCGUCCAGACAGCGGCGACAGCGGCUCAGGUCAGGAAGACGCGGAGCGCGGCCGUCCCAGGAAGAGCAAGGCCCUGAGCUGAAGGCGCCGACAAGCCUAGCGACCGGCCCGCGUGCAUGCGUGCGCGGCUCCCUCCUUCCAAGCGAGCCCUCACCUGCGCGCGGGAGCCGGGCGCACCGCUGACCUGCCUUUUUGGCUUUUCCCAUGACUGCCCGCCCCCUUCCUGCACUGGUUUCUCUCACCUUAUUGCUGGACGGUAAGGAAAGGGCGAGGGCAAGAUGGAAUCAAGGACACCUCUGGGUGUUCUGUACCUCUUUCCUUCUUGCAGCUUGGGAAGUGGAGGACUUGGGAUGGAAGAAGAGCCUGGGCCUCCCUCCUUCCUCUUCCCCAUCUUCGCCUAAGGAGCCUGCCCUGCAGUAAGCCCCAACUUUCCCUUCUUUUCCCUCCAUCAGAGUUGUCGCCCACCCCCUGUUCCCACCGUCCCCCUACCCCGUCUUCCUGCCAAGCCGAGGGGCCACCGUGAUCCUCGGCUUAGUAAGAAAAGUAAAUAGGCCGGGCCCAGUGGCUCGCGCCUGGAAUCCCAGCACUGUGGGAGGCGAAUCGCUUGAGUCCAGGAGUUGGAGACCAGCUUGGGCAGUGUGGCGAAACCUCGACUCUAC
Messenger RNA from Cebus imitator (Panamanian white-faced capuchin), 1664 nucleotides. It is a transcript of the gene CUNH10orf95, whose product is annotated as chromosome unknown C10orf95 homolog. The record is from RefSeq and is a predicted model, not a curated record. The transcript is spliced from 2 exons. Lineage: Eukaryota; Metazoa; Chordata; Mammalia; Primates; Cebidae. The coding region runs from base 452 to 1087 and encodes 211 amino acids.